Closterium sp. Naga37s-1 is the source of this 2094-nucleotide messenger RNA. Lineage: Eukaryota; Viridiplantae; Streptophyta; Zygnematophyceae; Desmidiales; Closteriaceae. The record is from the annotation of a GenBank genome assembly.
GUGGCCUCCUGUCUUCCACUCGACAUGCCACUUGCCUCUCCGCCAUCGCUCUCCUCCACUGCCCCUGCUGCCACACCAGCGGCACCAGAUUCAAUAGCAGCGCAGGCAGCAGAGCCUCUUGCCUCGUGGCUGCUGCACGUGAAUGCAGUUCUCUCACCGCCCACACGCCAGCAGCAGCAGCAGCAUCUGGUGCAAGGGGAUCACACGAAGCAUGUCACCGGCACUGCAGCUGCUGCCGCGGCAGCGACUGUGGGAGUGGUGGCUGGAGGGCAACAGGAGGUGCAGCAGUCGGCAGGGCAGAGCGCCAAGGAUGGUGGAGGAGGGCCAACAGUGCCGACAGGGCCAGCGGCAGCGGCGGUGUCGGAGGCAGGGACAGGCUGCUCUGUUGAGGCGGGCGGCACGCUGGCGGUGAUGCAGAGGGCAGUGGCCGCCCACUGCUGGAGGGCUGCCACGUGUAGCGCUCUCAUUGGCCGCCCACGGCCCCGACCUUCCACCCUGGCACAGCUGGUGCAGACGGGCUCGCACACAGUAGGCACAACUGAUGCCGUUCUCGGGGAAGCCAAACAGCGACACGAGGCAGCUUCUGAGUGGCUGUCUUGCUUCAGCAAGGCACUCUCAUCUCAGUCACAGCUGUCAGAGCGCCAGGCCGCCCAGCGUCUGUCACAUCUGCGCGCGCUCAUCAGCCACGCCUCUGCCCUGCCUGUGGACCUGCGCCCAGAGAUCAAGACCCUGCGCCGCGCUGUGGCCCGCCUGGCAUCGCGCCUCAAGGCUGAUACCGCUGCAACUACUCCUCCUGCCACUCAAUCGCCUCCUCCCACCGCACCACCCACUGCAUCGCUGCUCACCGCACCCUCUCCCGCACGCACAGCGACGCCUCUGGCUGUAGCAAAAACUGUAGCGCCGUCAGGCAAAGCAGCUGCGACAGCACGUGGGGGAAUCGGCACCGCAGGUGCUGCCUCGGAACUGAAGGCGUCCGGGCUGAAAGGCUCUCGCAGUGCCAAGCGGAAGCUGGCAGCAGGCGGGGAAGGCAAGGCAGUGCGUGUGGCUGGCGCUGGUGCCACGGCCGCAGCCACCAAGGGCAAGAGGAGCCCUCGCGCCCUGCACGCAGCGGCCCUGCAAGGAGGCAGCUGCAUGGCCGUGCCUGCUUGUGCUACAACCUGCCCCCGUGGCCCGACUGUAACAUACGAGCCUGCCCCCGCCUCCUGCAUCGCCUCACCGCUUCUGCCUGCCUGCUCCUCCCUUCCUCAACCCACCGAUCCAUCCCGCAUGGCCUCUCGCCCUCUCUCCCCUUCACUCCCUGCCCCCCCGGCCACCUCCCCUGCUGCUGCUCCUCUGCCUGCACCGCUGGCAUCGCCAGAUGCCUGCCCGCCUGCCCCAGGGGGUGAGGCAGGGGCAGGCGUGAGAGUGAGUGGGAAGAGGAGCAGGUCCGUGAGGAAGAGGAGGAGAGAGGUAGGGGAGGGGAGUGGUGGGGGAGGCGGUGAGGUGAGGGCGGGAGACAGCAGCGAUGGCGAUGGCGAUGGGGAUGGGGAUGGGGAUGGGGAUGGGUGUGCUGGCAGUGCGGGAAGUGCUGGUGGGGUGCAGCGCAGCAAGGCAGCAGCAGAAGAACAAGCUGCUGUGCUGCUAUCAGCUGAGUUAGCCGCCGUCGCUGCAGCAGCAGCAAGCACAGCAGGAAGCAAUGGAGUAACCGCAACAGGAUCCACACGAACAACCACAGCAAGCAUACGAGCAACAGCAAGAGCGCCUCAAGAUGAUACACUCGCGAGCCGUGGAGACACAUCACAGGCCAGGGGGAAGAUGAGCCCUCGGCCACAUGAAAGCGCAACAGCAGGCCAGGGGAAGAUGAGCCCUCGGCCACAUGAAAGCGCAACAGCAGCGGCAGCAGAGGGUGUGACAGUUGGCAGUGCGUGGCAGCAUGGCAGAGCGAGUGAGAGUGAGAGUUUGGGGCGAGAGGGUGCAGCAGGUGGUGCAGAAGGUGGGAGCAGGGGAGGCGGGGUGGUGGAGGGAGGGGCGGGUGGAGGAAGGCGGUCGGUGCGCAGCACAGCAGGCCGGCACCCUGGCUUCGAUGGCUUCCUGCUGCUGCCCCGCAUCCGAUGA